CUUUUGCCGCUGGAGCGUUGAUCGGAGCCAGAGGGGGAAACGUCAACGUCCUGGACCCAGGGAGCCGUCUCGAACCCGCACACAGUUCCGAGGCUUAAGUGGCCGUUACUUAGGAGACGGGGGAGCAGGCGGACUGAUCUUGUAGCUCGCAGCUGCCCUAGCCGUAUGUGAUCGCCCUUCCUGGUCCGGACACCGCCAGCGAGGGCCAAGCAACAACAUAGCAUAUCGCCAUUAUAUGACCCAGUGUCCAGCGUCACUUUUACCCUCCAUGUGGGUGAGGGAGCUGUGUGUGUCAGAUUAUGGCGAGAAAAACAGUUAGCAGGAAAAGGAAGGCAGGAGAGCCCAAGGACCAACAACAGCUGGGCUGGUGUCAAGCACCACAGAAGCGGAGCCGUGUUUCUUGUUCAUCCCGACAUGCUCAGCAGUGGUGGUGCAGUCGUCACUCUGUGCUAUGUGCCCUCCGGGGGCGGGAGUUCAGACCUCAACAGCAGCACGAGUUGCGGCUCCAACGGAGCCUGCGUAGCUUUGCAGCAGGCAGACUCCCUGGAAUCCUCAAAGAGAGGGAGUUCUCUCUGGGGCGACUCAAUAAAGUGUUCGCUUCACAGUGGCUUAAUCAGCGGCAAGUGGUGUGUGGGACUAAGUGCAACACGCUUUUCAUUGUUGAUGUCCUGACAGGACAGAUAACACGCAUUCCGAUGCUGAAGGACAGGGAAGGUCAUGAUGGAAGCUCUGGGGUGAUAGGUGCACCAGUAGACGGGCAACAUUACCACCCACCAGUAAACCCUCGUGCACGUAUGGACCAGCAGGGAUGUGGGAUCCAUGCAAUAGAACUCAACCCCUCAAGAACACUGCUCGCUACAGGAGGAGACAACCCCAACAGCCUGGCCAUCUACCAGCUGCCUACGCUUGACCCCGUUUGUGUUGGAGAUGAUGGCCACAAUGACUGGAUUUUCUCCAUAGCAUGGAUCAGUGACAACAUGGCAGUUUCUGGGUCCAGAGAUGGCUCCAUGGGUUUGUGGGAGAUUACAGACGAGGUAAUGAGCCAGGCUGAGGGGAUUCAGAAUGACCAGACUGUACCCUCCUACGCACACAUCUCCCACCGUGCCCUCAAGGACAUCCCCAAGGAGUACACCAACCCGUACAACUGUAAAGUACGGGCCCUGGCCUUCAACAACAACCAUAAGGAAUUAGGUGCUGUGUCCUUGGAUGGAUAUUUUCACCUCUGGAAAGCAGAGCAUAACUUGUGCAAGAUACUGUCCACCAAGCUGCCUCACAGCAAAGAGAAUGUGUGUUUAGCGUAUGGGCAGGACUGGUCAGUGUAUGCUGUGGGUUCUCAAGCCCAUGUUUCCUUCCUGGAUCCUCGCCAGCCAACACACAACAUCAAGUCUGUUAAUUCCAGAGAAAGAGGAAGUGGGAUCCGUUCGGUGAGUUUCUAUGAGCAGAUAGUGACCGUGGGUACUGGCCAGGGUUCUCUUCUGUUCUAUGACAUCCGGGCUCAGAGAUUCCUGGAGAACCCUUUUAAUCCAGGCGGCGGGUAUCGGAAGUGCCCAGGCGAUGGCAUCCUUAAGCUUACUACUGGAAAAGGCUGGCUGAAUCAUGAUGAGACUUGGAGGAGUUACUUCUCAGACAUUCAUUCCUUUCCCAACGCUGUGUACACCCACUGCUACGACGACUCCGGCACCAAGCUGUUUGUAGCUGGUGGACCACUCUGUUCUGGCCUUCACGGCAACUACGCAGGACUAUGGAGUUAGCCUAUUCUUCUCCCCAAUCCCUCGCUCCAUCCGCAUCCAGACCUUCAAUUAUCCAGUCCUUCCAUUCCUCUCCUUCUUCAAAAUCAUUUGCGUCAUUGUCUUUGGUAUUCCUCUCUCUCAACAAACUUUCACUGUGUUUUGCUCACACUUGGACUCAGGAGCAUGAUCUUUCAUAACUUUCAGUAUUGUUAUAGUCCAUAUUUGUGUCCACUUUCACACAAUUCUUUCUCCCAGAUUAAUCCUUUGCACUUUUUUUUUUUUUUAAUCUAAAUGUACAAACAGUUAAUUAAUAACUUAAAGAGCUGCAAAGUCUGCCACUGAGGAACUCAGAAUUUCACAUAGGUAAUAAAAUAUACAAUUUUCACAUUAUUUAUACAUUUACAUCCAACUUGCAGGGAUAAAGUUGUGCUCUUGUGCUGGCUUUUUUUCCCUUUUUUUUGUACACGAGGAUAGCGUUAACUGCUGCUUCUUCUGUGAUAAAUGAGUGUCUUUGUGAAGAACUUGUGGAAUCAUUCCAAAAGUUUGUUUUAAUUUUCUUACUUUAAUAGGUGGUUUUAAGAAAACAACAACAAAGAGAGGAAGGCUUGAAGGAUUGAGGAUGAUUAGUUUAGGAGGACUGACCUGUGACUGACAGUUGACAGUAAAUAGUUACUGGUUGGACGGCCAGCAAGAAACGUCUAAAACUACUCCCUUCUCCUACCACAGGUAAAACAAGGAAGCUAAUCAAAAUAAGACUGUUCAUCUUACCCUCACUGAGAUAUCAUCAUAAAGAAACACUGAGACUGAUAAAUACAAUGUUGUAACGCUACCUUUUUUUUUUUUUUUUAAAGAUUGAUUUGACAGGCAUACUCCUCCUCAUAUUCCAGUUUAUUUGUAUUUAUUUUCACCCUUCCUUUUCAGUUUCAUUGAGUUGAUCAGGACUGUUUAUUUGCUUCUUUUGAAGGUGGUGGUGUGUAUUUGCCAAAGUCUCAUGUUCCUUUUCUGUUGGACCAGAACCAGAACUUUUCUUUGUCUAAAAGUAUGCUGUUGUCACUAAAAGGUUUGGUCCAAGAUUUUAGGUUUUGGUAGUAAAUUAUGCAUCAUUGAAUAUGAAGAUAAUAAAUACACAAGCCUUUAGUCACUGGACUAAAACUCCUCAAACAGGAACUGGAGAGAUUAUCCAUCUGAGCUCAGAUUGAUCUUCUCAGCUAAGAAGGAUGCAAGAAGAAAUAUGACUUAUAAUGAUCUUUUUUCACUCUACCCUGGAGUGAAAUACUACAGGCACAUUUCUUGUCACAGUUAAACAUUUCCCCCCUCUUUGAACCAAGGAGUGAGCAAUUUGCUCUUUUUCUUGAUUGGUAGAGGCAGGGUGGGCUUAAAUUAUCUUUUUUUGCCUCCUUGAAGUCUUUCUGUGAAAGACUGCCAAAGGCUAUCAUAAUUUUCCAUUUCUACAUGGAAUCUUUUCUCACAUUUCAAUGAUUGGAAAGAAAAAGAACUCAGACAACACAUUGAACAAAUUCACACUUUAAAGUGUAUUUUAUAUAGAAGUGUGCGUGUGUGCGCGUGUGUGUGUAUAUGUACGUGUAAAUUACAUAAAGACAAUUGCAUACAUGUAUAUGUCUGAGGAAGUGUGGAUUGAUAUGUUUACUUGGUGUGUUUCGUUUUCUUUUUCUUUUUUAAAUACACACCUCCUGAAUGUUUUUACAAAUGACUAAAACUGAGGAUGUUGUAAGAUAUUAACAUCUGGGGAAAAGAUAUAAUCCUUUAAAAGGAGUAAAUAAAAAUAAAAUGUAUAUUGAUGUAA
Molecule: messenger RNA, 3534 nt
Organism: Cololabis saira (Pacific saury)
Lineage: Eukaryota; Metazoa; Chordata; Actinopteri; Beloniformes; Belonidae
Gene: dcaf12
Product: DDB1 and CUL4 associated factor 12
Exons: 9
Coding region: 300-1751 (483 amino acids)
Cellular component (GO): Cul4-RING E3 ubiquitin ligase complex
Molecular function (GO): protein binding
Source: RefSeq, a predicted model, not a curated record